CGUCCUAUGGCGUGCGGACAUCUGUUAGCUUGAGCUGCUUCUGGUAAGACACUCCACUCCAGUGCGAAGUCUCUCCGAAAAGACUCUCGAGAAGGACACCAAGUCUGAGAGGAAAGAAAGAAAAUGGGCAAAAUGCAACUUUUGGCUGCUAUUACGGUGCUUUUAGUUGCCUAUUGCGUACAAGCCAAGGUGUACCUUCGGGAAGAGUUCUUGGAUGGCGAUGAAUGGAGAAGUCGCUGGGUGGACUCCAAACACAAAUCUGACUACGGCAAAUGGAAACUGACGGCUGGCGAAUUCUAUGGCGAUGCCGAGAAGGACAAAGGUCUCCAGACAAGCCAGGAUGCUCGUUUCUAUGCAUCCUCCAUCCGAUUUGAGCCGUUCAGUAACGAAGGCAAGAGUUUGGUCAUUCAGUUCACCGUCAAACACGAGCAGAAGAUUGACUGCGGCGGCGGCUACGUCAAGGUCUUCCCGGCGGACAUGGAACAGACCGCCAUGCAUGGGGACUCCACAUACUACAUCAUGUUUGGCCCGGACAUUUGUGGCUAUAGCACCAAAAAGGUCCAUGUCAUUUUCAAUUACAAGGGCCAGAAUCACCUCAUCAAGAAGGAAAUCAAGUGCAUGGACGAUGAACUCAGCCACCUGUACACGCUCAUCCUAAACCCCGACCAGACCUACGAAGUGAAGAUCGACAACAAGAAGGUGGAGUCGGGCAGCCUGGAAGAGGACUGGGACUUCCUGCCCCCAAAGAAGAUCAAGAACCCUGAAGCCAAGAAGCCAGAGGACUGGGAUGACCGCGCCAAGAUCGACGAUCCCGACGACACCAAGCCCGAGGACUGGGACAAGCCUGAAAACAUCCCUGACCCUGAUGCCAAAAAGCCAGACGACUGGGACGAAGACAUGGAUGGAGAAUGGGAGCCUCCCAUGAUCCCCAACCCAGAAUACAAGGGAGACUGGAAACCCAAGCAGAAGGACAAUCCCAACUACAAAGGAGUCUGGGUCCACCCUGAGAUUGACAAUCCUGACUACAGCCCUGACGCGACCAUCUACAAGUUUGACAACAUCGGCGUGAUUGGUCUUGACCUUUGGCAGGUCAAAUCCGGCACCAUCUUUGACAACUUUCUGAUCACGGAUGACGCGAAGGAAGCCGAGGACAUCGGGAACGAGACGUGGGGUGUCACAAAGGAACCCGAGCGUAAAAUGAAAGAGGAACAAGAUGAUGUGAAACGCAAGGAAGAGGAGGAGAAAAACAAAGAGCAGGACACCCACGGCGAGGACGAAGAUGGGGAGGACGAGGAUGAUAAUGACGAUGAGGACGAGGAUGAUGAUGACGAUGAGGAUGAAGAUGAUGCAAAGCCCAAAGAUGAGCUUUGAGAAGGUCUGCUUUGCAGAAAGAGAAAAAAACUGUGUACAUUCCGGGGAUUUCGUGGCUGCUGUGCAUCCUCACCCUAAAAAAAAUAAAAUGUCAACAAGGGAGGAUAGCUUCACUUUGGCCGUUAUGUCACCAUUGCAUCUCCUAACAACUGGCUCGAUGCACAAUUGCAAUUCUAUUUUUCUCAAACUUCAUCUUCUUAGAGAAAGAAGCUGUCAUUUCGCCUUCCCAUUUGAGUCUGAGUGAAGGCUUAACAUGUCGCAUUAUUCACAUUUAAGUGGUAACAUGUCUUUUGCUGUGGAAAACAAUUAAAUGUGUACUGUUCAAAUCACCUACAAUAAUCAAGGAUGCAAUUGUACUGUUUACAUACCACUCAUCUUAUAGCGCAAAUAAGAAUUGCCCGAAUACAAUGCCUUCAAAUGAUGUGAAAUCACCUGUCUACGUUUUAAUUCUAGUGUGAUCAAAGCAGUCUGGUGAACAGACCCUUUUCUGGUGUGAAUAGAGCAAGGGUGUGCUCGUUUCUAUUGGUCCAAAUAAAUGAUUAUACAAAAGUUUUUAUAAAA
Messenger RNA from Syngnathus typhle (broad-nosed pipefish), 1932 nucleotides. RefSeq names its product calreticulin-like. Gene Ontology annotation, biological process: protein folding. Gene Ontology annotation, molecular function: calcium ion binding. The record is from RefSeq and is a predicted model, not a curated record. NCBI's taxonomy places the organism in Eukaryota, Metazoa, Chordata, Actinopteri, Syngnathiformes, Syngnathidae. The coding region runs from base 124 to 1371 and encodes 415 amino acids. The transcript is spliced from 9 exons. Gene Ontology annotation, cellular component: endoplasmic reticulum; endoplasmic reticulum membrane.